AUGGAUUGGCAACGCGUACAGUCCAAGCUCAGUAUGGACUGGAACCAGCUGAACACCACAUGGCAAACCGCCUCGCCAACCUUUCGCGUGGCUUGUGCUCUAGCCACUCUCACCCUCACAGGCCUACUCGUCUCCAUCAUUCGAGACCUCUACUUCUCCCCCCUGUCUCAAUUCCCUGGCCCAAAGCUCUGUGCCAUAUCGCGCAUCCCCCAUCUCCUAGCCACGGCCAGCGGUCGCCAACUACCUUGGCUCACGGACCUGCACAACAAGUACGGCGGAGUGGUUCGGAUUGCCCCUGAUGCUCUCACUUACACUGACGAGCGCGCCUGGUCUGAUAUCUGUGGCGCAACCAAAGCUGCCAAGAAUGGCAUGGCCAAAGAUCCUCGGCUUGCGGCUCUGGUGGGCGGUGAUUUGGUGAAUCCUGAUCCUGCGAAGCCGCGGUCACAGCAGACUCAUAGCAUCAUGCGAAAGGCAAUGGUCCCAGCCCUGAAGCGAGAAAACGUUAAGAAGCUAGAGGGCAUGAUCGACGGGCACAUUGAGGAGUACCUCAGCUACCUGGACAAGUCUAGCGGCAAGGGAACAGGGGAGGCUGUGGACAUGCGCGACAUGAACAGCUUUCUCAUCUGUGAUCUCAUUGCGGACCUCUUCCUCGGCGAGUCUCUCCAUCUCUUCACCGACCCCGAGUAUGUUCCCUGGGUACAUUCAUUUGACAGAUUCGCCCGAGGCGUCACCAUCCUUGCCGUUCUGAACCGCUUCCCCUUCCUGCACAAAUUCCUCCUGUUUGCCGUCCAUCGCUGGGGAAGUGCCGAGCGUGACUCUUUCAUGGCGCCCAUCUUUAACCGUUUUGAUCGCCGCGUUGCCCUCCCCUCGGCGCGCGACGAUAUGCUACAGAUGGUGCUGGAUGGAGACGCGGAUGGAUCAGGACGCCAAGGAACGAUGCCUCUUGACCUAUUACGCGAGUUCGCUCCUUUCUUGAUGCUGGGUGGCUGUGAGGCUAUGCCUACAGUUCUGACUGGCUUUGUUUACUUCGUCUUUCGCAAGAAGAACGAACGUGUCAAGAAGAAGCUACUGAGUGAAAUCCGGGGUGCAUUCGCUAGUGAAGCCGACAUCACGAUGGACAGGAUUGGGCAGUCCCAAAAGGAACUACCGUACUUCGAAGCCUGUCUCCAAGAGUCUAUUCGUUGCUACUCGCCCGCUGCAACCGGCACAGACCGUGUGGUACCUGCAUCUGGCGCUCAGGUUGCGGGACGCUUUGUCCCUGGCAAUACGGUAGUGAUGAUGCUACACCAAGUGACAUACCUGACUGAGAACAACUUCUCGAGACCUCAUGAAUACAUCCCAUCGCGCUGGCUGCCCGAUGGGAAAGGUCGUCCUAAGGAUUGCAUGAACGAUAAGAAGGGCAGUGUGCACCCUUUUUCAGUUGGUCCGCAAUCAUGCUUUGGACAAGAGUUGAGCUACCAUGUUAUGCGUAUGGCGUUAUGCAAACUCUUGUACCGCUUCGAACUGGAGCUUGCACCAGAAUCGGAGAAUUGGUUGGAUGGACAGCUGACAUUUGGUACUCGCUCUAAGCCACCGUUGAUGGCAUAUGUAAAGAAAGCUUCUUCUUAG
This is a messenger RNA of Fusarium sp. VM40, 1608 nucleotides long. Lineage: Eukaryota; Fungi; Ascomycota; Sordariomycetes; Hypocreales; Nectriaceae. The record is from the annotation of a GenBank genome assembly.